AUGUCUCAAACAGAAGCACAGACUCAAAAGUCGCACUUUGGUGUAGACUUUCUCAUGGGCGGCGUUUCCGCUGCUAUCGCAAAGACGGGUGCCGCCCCCAUCGAACGGGUGAAGCUGUUGAUGCAGAACCAGGAAGAGAUGCUCAAGCAGGGCUCACUAGAUUCACGGUAUGUGGGAAUUGUAGACUGCUUCAAGAGGACCGCAACACACGAAGGUAUUGUAUCGUUUUGGAGGGGUAAUACAGCUAAUGUUCUUCGGUAUUUCCCCACGCAGGCGUUGAAUUUUGCUUUCAAAGACAAAAUCAAGUCGGUGUUGAGUUAUGACAGGGCACGAGAUGGGUACGGCAAGUGGUUUGCUGGAAAUGUAUUUUCUGGUGGAGCGGCCGGUGGUCUGUCGCUAAUGUUUGUGUAUUCGUUGGACUAUGCAAGGACACGGCUUGCGGCGGAUGCUAGAGGGUCGAGGUCGGCGUCACAAAGACAGUUUAACGGGCUAUUAGACGUGUAUAAGAAGACACUGAAAACUGACGGUUUGUUGGGGCUUUACCGUGGGUUUAUGCCCUCAGUAUUGGGCAUUAUCGUGUACAGGGGUUUGUACUUUGGUUUGUACGAUUCUUUCAAGCCUGUGCUAUUGACUGGUGCCCUGGAAGGAUCAUUUGUUGCCUCUUUCUUAUUGGGUUGGGUCAUUACGAUGGGAGCCUCUACUGCGUCGUAUCCUUUGGAUACUGUGAGAAGAAGGAUGAUGAUGACUUCUGGCCAGAGUGUUAAGUACGACGGCGCUGUAGACUGCUUGAAAAAGAUUGUGCAGCAAGAGGGUGUGUAUUCCUUGUUCAAGGGCUGUGGUGCUAACAUAUUUAGAGGGGUAGCCGCUGCUGGUGUCAUCUCAUUGUAUGACCAGUUGCAACUGAUAAUGUUUGGUAAAAAAUUUAAGUGA
Messenger RNA from Saccharomyces mikatae IFO 1815, 930 nucleotides. RefSeq names its product ADP/ATP carrier protein AAC1 (gene AAC1). Gene Ontology annotation, molecular function: ATP:ADP antiporter activity. Lineage: Eukaryota; Fungi; Ascomycota; Saccharomycetes; Saccharomycetales; Saccharomycetaceae. Gene Ontology annotation, biological process: mitochondrial ADP transmembrane transport; mitochondrial ATP transmembrane transport. Gene Ontology annotation, cellular component: mitochondrial inner membrane. Bases 1 to 930 code for a protein of 309 amino acids. The transcript has a single exon. The record is from RefSeq and is a predicted model, not a curated record.